UUCUGAUUGGGACUUCAUUAUCCUACUAAAUAAUUUAAUAUUUAAGUUAUUUUUGUAUUAUAAAAAUGAUUUUGAUUGAUUUCUCGUUAAUAACAAAGUAAAAAUUAAAAUGACUCUAGUUCACAGAGCAUUGUUCACAUGGUUUAUAUUAUUAGUUUUCCUUAUACUAUUAUGUUUGCGUUUAGAACCGAAAAACCAUUGGAAUUGGUUUAUAGUUUUUAUACCAUUAUGGUUAUUUGAUGCGAUAUUAAUAAUUUAUAUUAUAAUUAAAAUAAUAACUAAAUGGAGAAAUUUAACAAGACUGAAGGAACUUCUUGUAAGCUAUCAACUUUAUAUAGCUGGAGUAUUAUUAAAAAUUGCAUCUCAGGUGAUGAUUUGUCUUAAAUUAGAAUAUACCCAUUUAAAUAUCAGUAUAUUUGAAAUGAUGAUACCAAUUUGGGUUUUAUUGCCAUCAACUAUAAUAUAUGUAUUUGUUAAUUUAAUUCAAAAAUCUGAUAUUUCAUUACAGAUAACUUCUUAAAAAUUAAUUUAAUAUUAAAAUUUUAAGUACGAAUGUAAAUUUUAAAAUACAAACUUUAUGUUUUAAAAGAAA
Condylostylus longicornis is the source of this 592-nucleotide messenger RNA. Its product is annotated as transmembrane protein 60. The coding region runs from base 110 to 520 and encodes 136 amino acids. Lineage: Eukaryota; Metazoa; Arthropoda; Insecta; Diptera; Dolichopodidae. The transcript is spliced from 3 exons. The record is from RefSeq and is a predicted model, not a curated record.